UAGAAUAGUACCAUCAGACCAUUCACCAUCCACUACGGAAAAUACACAGAACAACAACGGUGCCUUUGAGGUGUCUGCCUGCGGUGCGGUUAGAUCACCACCGCCUGAGAUCCCUGCCUCAACCAUGGAUUGUUUAAAGGAAACAACAUACGCAGAAUACGUACUCAACCUGUCCCUAUAACAUAAUGCUCUUUCUGCUGUUGAUCACCAUGCUUCUGAACCCAUUCCGACCAUGCGAGGGCUCGCCAAUCUUCCAAGAGGAAUAUCGGGCCAGCUACGUACCAAAUGUUAUCAAACAGGAUAUGGCCACCAGGUUGUGGCGCCGGAUACUCCAUACGUGGCAGCGGCCGGCCCAGACAAGUUAUACUUCUUCGACACCCGAUUCGACCCUGAGACUGCAAAGCACGUGAAGGAACAAAUUUAGAAGGCAACUGGGCCGAACCCAGAGCUCAAACUGCCUGAGCAUGAGCCCGCCGGUGAUUGGUUGGUGACCUACGACGUGGACAACAUACUUAUGAAGCGGGAUGAUAUGUUGGCACUAUCCAGCAACCACGCUCUGAGCGACCACCCUGUUCGUCUAAACCCCGCGCGUUUAUCACACCCAGAUUCAUCGACGUACACUAUGUGAUACGAGUGAAAUCCGGUAGGUUAUGCAGAUUAUAUUCCCGCAAAUCUGGGCUUUGCUCCGGCUUUCUGUUGAGCCACCUUUUCCGACCAACCGUGAGACGGCUUGCUGUAGCUGGGUGGUAGAUAGUCUUUGUUAGCAGAGUCAUCUGAGUCUGGGAACUCUGGACUCAGAGGGCGGUAUUUAAGAGGAGGUAACAAGUUUAGGCAGAACAAACACGCU
Messenger RNA from Aspergillus novofumigatus IBT 16806, 847 nucleotides. RefSeq lists its product as uncharacterized. The transcript is spliced from 2 exons. The coding region runs from base 186 to 410 and encodes 74 amino acids. NCBI's taxonomy places the organism in Eukaryota, Fungi, Ascomycota, Eurotiomycetes, Eurotiales, Aspergillaceae. The record is from RefSeq and is a predicted model, not a curated record.